Molecule: messenger RNA, 348 nt
Organism: Fomitopsis serialis
Lineage: Eukaryota; Fungi; Basidiomycota; Agaricomycetes; Polyporales; Fomitopsidaceae
Exons: 1
Coding region: 1-348 (115 amino acids)
Source: RefSeq, a predicted model, not a curated record
AUGACGUUCGCGACGGCCGAGCUGGUGGCAGCGGCGGCGUUAUUGGCAGCGGGCGUCCCCGACGCGUCCGCACUCGCCUCGGAGAUGAUGGACGCGGCCAUAGACGAGUUAAUCGUCGCCGUCGUGACGUCCGCGGACGCGCCGCCGGCGGUGGUGCCGGCCGCCAUUGCCGUGGACAUUGCGGCCGCGGAGCUGGCUGCCAUUGCCGUGGAUGUCGCGGCCGCAGAGCUAGCCGCCAUCGCCGUGGUUGUUGCUGCAGCGGAGGUCAUCUCGGCAGCGCUGGUUGACGACGCGGCCGUUGUGGUUUCCGCCAUCGAGGACGAUGCCACGGAGGACGACGACGUGUAG